GUGCAUGGAUAGACUCAUCAAGGACCAAGAAACAUAUGUGAAGGUCGAUGCCCAACUUGAUGAGUAUAAAUACAAGCGAGGAUUGUUUGGCUUCAGAUCAUCCUUAACAUCAUACUUAACACGUCCACCUGUUGAAUGGUGGGACAACUUUGGAGAUGAAGUUCCAGAACUCAAGUCAUUUGCAACAAGAGUUCUAGGUCUUACUUGUUCAGCAUCGGCAUGUGAACGUAAUUGGAGUACGUUCAAUCAAGUGCACACAAAGAGAAGAAAUCGUCUGAGCACAAAAAAGAUGAAUAGUUUGGUGUACAUUAUGUACAACAAAAAGUUGAAGCACAAAUUUUUUAAGAAACAAUCACGAAGAGAGGAAGAUGAUCCUUUGAUUGUUGAAAAUGUGUCUUCUGAUGAUGAAUGGGUAGCCAAUCCAAAUGAUGAAGAGGAUGGUGAUAGUAGAGCAAUCGAAGUUGGUGGGGAAAUUGAGAUUGAGGAUGAGGGCGGAAGUUUAGCACCGAGGAAGAGGAAAAGAAAUCAAGCACCAAUUGAAGUGAAUUUGGAUGAGGAAGAUGAAUUUGAAGGAGGAGAAGAUGACAGUGAAGAUGGAGAUGAUGGACGAGCUAUACAAUUUCAUGAGAGUGAUGAUGAAGAAAGUGAAGAGUUCUUGGAGAUUUAAUGCAUUUUAUUUAUGAUUUUAAGACUUAUAACUAGAACUUUUAUGACUUUGAUAUGGACUUAUGUGUUGUUUGUUAUGAAUUCUAUGAAUUUUAUGAAAUUUCAUGAAUUUUAGGAUAU
Humulus lupulus (European hop) is the source of this 786-nucleotide messenger RNA. RefSeq lists its product as uncharacterized. Lineage: Eukaryota; Viridiplantae; Streptophyta; Magnoliopsida; Rosales; Cannabaceae. Gene Ontology annotation, molecular function: protein dimerization activity. Bases 5 to 667 code for a protein of 220 amino acids. The record is from RefSeq and is a predicted model, not a curated record. The transcript is spliced from 2 exons.